AUGCCCAUCCCACCAGGCCAUGUAGGCAACCUGUCGCCAGAUCAAGAAGCCAAACUACGCGAAUUCUGGGCGGUCGUUCUGAAAGUCUUCGGCGUUGAGAACCCUCAUCAUGUCGGCGGAACAGAGACACCUUUGACCGAGGAUGCAAAUUCCAUGUCUGAAGCAGAUGCCAAAGAAAAAAAGAAGCCGAAAAAGCGAUUGGGUCUGUUUAGGAAACACGACGAGAAAGAGUCUAGUAACGGCGCCAUCACUCCCACGAAGGAUCCAAGCGCACACACAGAGGCCGAUGAUAAGUAUGGACAAGUCAAGGAGUAUCAACAAAUUCUAGCCACCUCAAGCCCCGAAUCCUUGCGGACCACUUUCUGGAGCAUGGUCAAGGCCGACCAUCCCGACAGCCUUCUACUAAGAUUCCUUAGAGCGCGGAAAUGGGACGUGGACAAGGCUUUGGUCAUGUUGGUCUCUACCAUGCGAUGGCGGAGCCAGGAACAGCAUGUCGACGACGAUGUAGUGUUUAAAGGUGAAGGGGGUGCUUUGGAAGACUCGAAUUCCAGCGAUCCGGCUGUCAAAAAGGAAGGUGAGGACUUCUUGACCCAAUUAAGGUUGGGUAAGAGCUUUCUGCACGGUGCAGACAAGGAAGGACGGCCGUUAUGCUUUGUCCGAGUUCGGUUGCACAGAGGUGGAGAACAGACUGAGCGGAGCUUGGAACGUUAUACAGUCUAUGUCAUUGAAACCGCUCGACUAGCGCUAAGGCCUCCGGUUGAGACUGCUUGCAUAGUAUUCGACAUGUCUCAUUUCACCAUGGCAAAUAUGGAUUACACACCUGUUAAAUUCAUGAUCAAAAUCUUCGAAGCCAACUACCCUGAAUCGUUGGGUGCAGUGCUGGUUCACAAAGCUCCCUGGAUCUUCCAAGGAAUAUGGAAAAUAAUUCGAGGUUGGCUCGACCCUGUUGUUGCUGGUAAAGUGCACUUCACAUCCAGCGUGGAGGAUUUGGAAGAAUUCAUUCCCAAAUCCCAAAUCAUUAAAGAAUUAGGAGGCGCCGAGGACUGGGAGUAUCAAUACGCAGAGCCAGUUCCCGGCGAAAACGAUGCAAUGAAGGAGGAGGCGCCACGAAAAGCACUCGAAGAAGCACGAAACAUCGAGGUGCAAAACUACCAAAAGAAAACAUAUGAAUGGAUCGCCAAAGGGACCGGCCCCGAGGCAGAACAAACCAAAGAAGAGCGGAACACUAUCGCCAAAUCGCUGAACGAGAAUUACUGGAAGUUAGACAAGCAUAUCAGAGCAAGGACGUAUUAUGAUCGCACAAACAUGAUCGCCCCGGACGGGAAAAUCAAUUUCUACCCACCGGCCCCAGGCGAGGGAAUCAACGAAAAGGUAGAACCGGCGACAGUGAAAGCACCGCCGCCAGUUGCAACAGUCGAGUCAAGUCCCGAUGAUGUAGAUUAG
This is a messenger RNA of Exophiala aquamarina CBS 119918, 1443 nucleotides long. RefSeq lists its product as uncharacterized. The coding region runs from base 1 to 1443 and encodes 480 amino acids. NCBI's taxonomy places the organism in Eukaryota, Fungi, Ascomycota, Eurotiomycetes, Chaetothyriales, Herpotrichiellaceae. The record is from RefSeq and is a predicted model, not a curated record. The transcript is spliced from 2 exons.